Molecule: messenger RNA, 849 nt
Organism: Stylonychia lemnae
Lineage: Eukaryota; Ciliophora; Spirotrichea; Sporadotrichida; Oxytrichidae
Source: the annotation of a GenBank genome assembly
AUGUCACAUGAAGGGUUAUUUGGAAGAGAUUUAUUUCAAGAUGGCCCAUUUUUUAAUUAAAAUAGGUUCUCAGAGAGCGCUGGAGGUAUUGUGAAUCCCGGAGUUGGGCAUUUUGUUUCUUAAUCAUAUGUUAGCUAAACUAAAUUUGACAAUAAUGGAAGGCCUAUCUAAGAAAAGUACUAAAAUAGAGUAGCUGGUGCACUCGGAAACGGCAAUAGAAUUAUCGAGAGACAACAGAUGUAUGAUAACGGUGGAACUGGUCUAUAAAAAAUUUCUCAUGAAAGAAUGCUAAAUGACUAGGGAAGAAAGAUUGUCAAAGAAAGAGUUAAUGACUAAAUGAAUUCUUAUGACUAUUUUAAGAAUAUUACUGAGGACUAGACUCCUGAAUUCGAUCAUAAAUGGGAGGAUACUUCAAAAAAACUAGGUUUCAUAACUUCAACUUCCAAUAAUAGACUUGGUUAUGGUUCUUCUGCAGAAAAUACUGGUCUCUAUAAAAGGAUGAGAGAGACCCCAUUGAAUGCUAUAUCUUAUGAUGAUAAUAAAAGAGGAGUCUAUGUCAAUGACUAUUUGAGGGAUGAGAAUAUGCAAGUUAAUAUGAAUAGAGAGAAUAAUUAAAGAUCUUUUGAUUAGGCACAUACGCAACCAUUUAAUAGAUCUGGUAAUUAUAAUAACAGAUAGAUUCAAUUGAAUAAUACACCUCUAGGCUUAUAAAAUUUCUAGCCAUUAGCAUUAACAGAGGGAAGUAACUAAACAACAGUUAAUCAAAGAUUGCAAGCUAACUCUAGACCACUGAAUAACAAUAAUUUUAACAACACUUUAAUGCAAAAGGGACCUGCAAGAGCUUAUUGA